Messenger RNA from Naegleria lovaniensis, 1560 nucleotides. RefSeq lists its product as uncharacterized. Bases 1 to 1560 code for a protein of 519 amino acids. Lineage: Eukaryota; Heterolobosea; Eutetramitea; Acrasida; Naegleriidae. The transcript has a single exon. The record is from RefSeq and is a predicted model, not a curated record.
AUGGGUCAAUCAUACUGGCUUCCAUCUUCUGAUUUUGUUUUAAGUCCAGUGUCCUCGGAUCAAUGGACAACAAAACCUCUGAACAAGUGUUCGGCACAAGACUUGAUUGCAACGAUGAAGCAUUACAAAUUUUCUGAACUCACGGAGCAUUCAAUGGACCAGAAGAUCAAGACUCAUGAUGUGCAGGGGUAUGAAUUUACCGAACUGGCAAAGGCGGUGGCUGUAGUUGAUAAAGAAAAAGAGAGACAAGAGAAGGAAAAUUUGAUCAAUUCCUUAUCCACCAAAUUGAAAAUUCCCAAAACAGUCGCAAAUGCGUUCUUAGAGGAGGUCAUAUUAGAGAAAAUUAAACAAGACAUUCAACAAUCACAGGAUCUUGUAACCACUAGUGAAACGACUUAUGAGAAACAUAGAGCAACAAUCAUGCCUCAGUCCGUUUCUUUAGUCAGUGAUGCAAGCACCUCUGGCCCUAUCGUUGAAAACUCCAAUUUUAAGAACGAUGAUGUAUUUCCUGAUUCGAGUUUAACAGAUUGGGAGAAAAAAGGGGUUACAGAGUUUAAGAAAAAGCUACAAGAAUUCGAAAAAUCAUGGUCGAUUAAACUAACAGAUGUGGGAUACACUGGUAAUUAUGAUGCGGAUGCUCAAAAUUCUGUGUGCAGAGAUAGAUUCAUGUACAAAACAUUUGGAAAACCAAUUUUAUCAAACAAGAAACGAAAAGAUACGAGAAAUGCUCCCUUUAUUGCUAUCAAAUUGGUCAUUUCAGAGUUGGGAGGGAACACGGUGCAUAAAUUAGCAAGAAAGCUUAUUGCUAAUGCUGUAGAUACAGAAUUUGGAAUUUUACAUACAGGGAUCAUAAUUGGAGAAUGGAAAUUUGAUUGGUACAACAACUCCAUUGUAUCUGUGAAGACGAAUAUGAAUGCAUCAAACUCAAUUUCUGUAAUUGAUUUAGGAUACUUGAACCAAGUAGAUCAAAUCAAGGAUGCAUUCGAAAGCAUUGCUAAAAUUUGUUGUAUUUAUAACGCAACCAAGACGUAUCACCAAAUGAGUUGUAAUUGUCAGCACUUUGUGAAAGAUAUUUUAGACUCCCUUGGCAUUAACAAACCUUCUGGAGGUUCGUUUGACAAGUAUUUCGAAGAUUUAAAAAGCGGCACUACGAAGAGAAAAUAUUACUAUUCAUAUACUCUUCAACAAUUCAUGAACUCAAAUCCAAAAGCAGAAAAGUACAAGGAGUUUUAUGGAAGAAAAGAAAUUGAGUUUGCAGACAGAGCAAGCAUCGACUUAUUUUGUUACUGGCUUGAAUCUUUGAAGUAUUUCAGCACAGAGGAAGGAAAGAUAGACUUCAAGCUGUUAAAAGCAUUUGAUAGAAGUUUCUGUAUUUCAGGAAACACACAAGGUCUUACCGUCAUUGAUUAUUCAACUAAAUCAGGUCUGAAAAGUCAAUCUUUCUUUGGUGUAAAGGGAUCGUUUGAAGAUAACAGUAUCAAAAAUAUUGAAUAUAAUGUUAGAGACUUGCACAUUUCAGUUCCCAAUUACAAAACAAGGAAGCUCGGAUCUGUAAAUUGA